AUGAUUUUAAAUAAUGUAAAUUUAGUUUGUUUAAAUGUUGGUUGGCUUAAUGAGUUAUGUUUUAAUAUAGUACAAAAUUUAAGUAUAUUUAAUAUUAUUUUAUUAUUUAGUGUUGUUGGGGUCCUUUUUAGAUUUCAUUUUUUACUUUAUAUUCUCUUGCUUUUGCUCUACAGGCAAGAGCAAAAGCCGCGUAGUGCCUACAAAAUUAUCUACCUGCUCUUUGUUGCUUUCGCGCUCGUUCUUGAACACGACAAGACCGAGUUGUUCCACUUUUCGCGUCGACGAGACGCCUACAAUCCCUCGCUGGAUUUGGGGUACGCCCCACAUACCGGUGCUACACCCUUGAAGCCCAAGACCUAUUGGAGGUACUUGGGCUUCUACUUUGACUGCGGGCUUACUUUUCAUGAGCACAUUCACUACUACACCACCAAGGCGUUUACCACUGUGCAGGCCAUGCGCAUGCUCGGGAACUCUACUAGAGGGCUCUCGCCUAAACAGCGCCGCCUCUUAUAUAGGUCGUGCGUGGUUCCUAUUGCCACAUACGGCUAUCGUCUCUGGUACUUUGAUGGCGCCCGCAAUAAGGGCGCGAUGAACCAGUUGAAACGGAUGCAGCGAAAAGCUGCUCUAUGGAUCACGGGUGCUUUCCACACCUCACCCACAGGCGGUCUUGAGGCCUUAGCAGGUCUCAUCCCCGUCCACCUUAUGCUGAAGAAGCUGGCAACACACGCAGUGUACCGUGGCCCCACCCUCUCGGACACUCACCCUCUUCGCUCUAUGAUGGGCAAGGGACUUCUUAAGCAAGCUGCACCACAUGCCCGCUCAGCCGCCUUGAUGACCCCAGCCAUGCGGGGGAAAGUCAAGAGCACCGUUAUGGAGGUGGACGAGCGUGUCCACACCUUAACUGAGAGCUUUGAGCCUUUUGCGCCUGAGGCUCGCCCAGGCGAUCAGUUACUGGACCGCUAUGCGGACCAUCUCCACUUUGACGAACACGAUCCUACCCAGGAUAGGCGUCCAUAUCUAGACGAGCUCAUCGCGAAAGCGAGGGCCGACCCACUAACAGUACUGGCUGCAACUGAUGGCUCUGUCCCUCAGUCCAACCAGUAUCAGGCAGCUUCGGCAGCCAUCAUCUACAAGGGACACCGCAAGCUCGAGAGGACUUGCUAUGUCUCUGGCAGAGUUACUGCCCCAGAUGCGGAACUCAAUGCCAUCUCGUGCGCAGUGCGCCUUGCGGUCAAGCAGGCAAACUGCCAACAUAUUAUGGUCUUUACCGACUCCAUGGGCUCGGCCCAUAGAGCAGUUGACCCCGGCGUGCACUCUGGUCAGGCUUUUAGCCUGUCAGUUUGUCGCGUUCUUAAAGAGUGGUUUGAGGCGGAUGAUCUCCGCCGCAUUACCUUCGUCUACGUCCCAUCUGCUCUGCGGUGGGAUAUCCAUGGUGAAGCACACAAGUACAUCACCGAGCUCAAAGUCAGGGUUGGACGUCGCAAGACGGACAACUCUAUAGACGCGCUACGCUCCCAAGCCGCACACUCAGUCCUGGAUUCGUGGAAUUACACUUUCCAGGAUCCAACCUACCAAGGCUCUGAAUUCUUAGAGCUUCAACAGCCUGACGGGCAGCUGCUACAGCCAUCGUACCUCAAUGGGGGACCUUGGCUGUCAACUUUCGGACACAGUAUCACUGAGUUUGCUCGCGUUUGCUGGUGUAUAACUGGCCACGCACCCAUUGGAGCAUAUUACCAUCGCUUCAAGAUCAACGAGCCUCAUGGCUGCACUUGUGGGGCUGCUUUGCAGUCUUGCCAGCACGUCCUCUUUCACUGUCGCGAUCGCUACUCCGUGCAUUACCCCCGCUUUCUUGGGGAUAUUGCAUCUUUUAUGAAGUACAACCCUACGGCGUUUGGCUUCAACCGGGACCCUUCGGGUGUUGGAUAA
Messenger RNA from Cyclocybe aegerita, 1926 nucleotides. Lineage: Eukaryota; Fungi; Basidiomycota; Agaricomycetes; Agaricales; Hemipholiotaceae. The record is from the annotation of a GenBank genome assembly.